Messenger RNA from Micropterus salmoides (largemouth bass), 8047 nucleotides. RefSeq names its product collagen, type XXII, alpha 1 (gene col22a1). The record is from RefSeq and is a predicted model, not a curated record. The transcript has 65 exons. The coding region runs from base 289 to 5148 and encodes 1619 amino acids. NCBI's taxonomy places the organism in Eukaryota, Metazoa, Chordata, Actinopteri, Centrarchiformes, Centrarchidae.
UCCACAAGGUUUCUGAAACUCACCUCACCUCACUUUUUAACAACACUGUACACUGGAUUGUCACCCUGGAAUAUAUACUGUAAUAAUCUCAUUUUGGUUUUGGGCGCCUGCAGGAGAGGUAUUUUGGAUUAUUAUCACAUUACAAUGAUGCUGCCCCGGUGCUGAUUCAGGGUGUGAGUGCUGGAGGCAGAGACAGACACCUGAGUAACGCUAACUGAGUGACAGGCCAGACUGGACAACUUGAUGGUGGUAAUAAGCUAAACAAAACAGACCCAAACCAAGGCUGAAAUGGAAUUACGACUCGGAUUUAGGAUCACCCUGGUCUUGAUCAUCCUAGCCUUGACUCUUUCCAGCGAGAGAGUGGAAGCACAGAGGGCAGGAUGUAAAAAUGUCCACUAUGACUUGGCGUUCAUCCUGGAUACCUCAUCCAGUGUUGGAAAAGAGAAUUUUGAAAAAAUCAGGCAAUGGGUGGCCAACCUUGUAGAGUCUUUUGAUGUGGCACCUGACAAGACAAGAGUAGCCGUGGUUCGCUACAGUGACAGACCCACCACUGAGUUCCUCCUGGGUAGACACAGGACCCUGGAAGAUGUGAAGCGAGCUUCCCGUAACAUACGCUACCUGGGGGGAAAUACAAUGACAGGGGAUGCUAUCAGCUACACCACCAGCAACAUCUUCACGGAGCAGAAUGGAGCAAGGCCCAUAGCCAGAGGCAUUCAGAGGGUAGCCAUCCUUCUCACAGAUGGCCGAAGCCAGGAUUACGUUCUAGAGCCCUCUAAGGCAGCGGCCAAAGCUGGCAUCAGGAUGUUUGCUGUGGGCAUUGGAGAGGCGCUGAAGGAGGAGCUGGAGGAGAUCGCAGCCGAGCCAAAAAAUGCCCAUGUCUUCCAUGUGACGGACUUUAAUGCCAUUGACAAGAUCAGGGACAGGCUGAGGAGGAGGCUGUGUGAGAAUGUCCUGUGUCCAAACAUGAAGGUUCAACCUGAUCGGUUUAAGCCCAACAGCACCAGUUAUGGUCUUGAAAAGGUUCCAGGGUUCGACCUGAUGGAGUACUUCAAUGUGAGAGAUAUUCUUGGAACCAAAGAUGAUGAAGGCCAAAGUUCUUAUGUCCGCCUUGGCACCAUGCCCAUUGUACAGCAAACAGAAGAUGUGUUUCCUCAAGGGUUGCCCGAUGAAUAUGCCUUUGUGACGACAUUCAAAUUCAGGAAAACCUCAAGACGUGAAGACUGGUACCUUUGGCAGGUUUUUGACAAAUAUGGAAUCCCACAGGUGUCCAUCCGCCUGGAUGGCGAGAACAAGGCGGUGGAGUACAAUGCUGUCGGCUUGACAAAAGAUGCUGUCAGAACUGUGUUCAAGAACCCUGAGGUUGACAACCUGUUUGAUCGCAACUGGCACAAGAUUGCCCUCAGCGUGGAAGCCAAGUCUGUGUCUCUGUACCUGGACUGCAAGCACAUCCAGACUUUGCCCAUCGAAUACAGGGACGACAUUGAUAUCCAGGGAAAGACAGUGAUUGGGAAGAGGCUGUAUGACAGUGUUCCAGUUGAUUUUGACCUCCAGAGGAUGAUGAUUUACUGUGAUUCCAAGCACGCAGAGCUGGAGACCUGCUGUGAUCUACCCAAUGGACCUUGUCCUAAGAAAGUUGUGACAGAGGCCCCCCCUAUAGAGAUCCCCACUCCAACACCUACUGUUGGGGAGCAAAAAAGAGGCCCUGAAGUGAACUGCUCGUGCCCUGCAGGAGUGAAGGGAGAGAUCGGUGUACCCGGUGUUGCAGGUCCUAAGGGUGAAAAGGGUGACACUGGCCCUAAGGGUGCCCUCGGACCGCCAGGAGCCAAAGGAGUAAAAGGAGAAACUGGCAACAUAAUCUCUGUCAAAGGUGACAGAGGUGAGAAGGGUGAUUCAGGCACAAUAGGGUUGACAGGUGCUCCUGGACAAAAAGGAGAGAAGGGACUUGGUGGUGUGCCAGGUAUUGAUGGCUUAUCUGGAGACAAAGGAGACAAAGGUGGAGCAGGAAGGGCUGGUGAUCCAGGUCUGCCAGGACCAGCUGGACAAAAAGGAAUUCAAGGAGAUGCAGGAAUUCCUGGCACACCGGGACCAAAAGGUGUCACUGGUGAUAUAGGUAUAAAAGGUGAAAAAGGAACUCCGGGACCCCGGGGUGAGGCAGGUUUGGAUGGAUUACCUGGCAAACCUGGUGUUCCUGGGAAAGAUGGUUUGAAAGGACUGGCUGGUACACCCGGUGCCAGCGGAAUGAAAGGCAACAAGGGUGAGAGAGGCCUUCCCGGAUUACCUGGGGAUAUGGUUCACAGAGAAGGCUUACAGGGUGAAAAGGGAGAUGCUGGACCUCAGGGGCCUCCAGGGGCCGAUGGCCCCCCAGGGCCUCCAGGUCCUCCGGGUCUACCUGGGGAGCCUGGAGAGUUCGGCCAGAGGGGAAAGAAAGGUGAAAGUGGAUUGCCUGGAGUGGAUGGCCUGCCUGGACCCCCUGGUCCUCAGGGUCCAGCUGGGCCACCAGGAAACCAAGGACAUACUGGACCUCCAGGUCUACCUGGUGAAAUUGGAUUUUCAGGCAAACCUGGAGAGCCUGGAAAGCCGGGUCUUCCUGGUAAAGAUGGUCUGGAUGGUCUUCCUGGAAAUGACGGUGCCAUGGGGCCCAGGGGAGAGCGCGGAGCAGAUGGUUUUCCUGGCAAGCCUGGACCUAAGGGUGACGAGGGGCCUCCCGGUCCAAGGGGACCUCCAGGGGAGAGAGGAGAAGCUGGUUCCCCUGGACAACCAGGUGCUGAUGGAGCAAGAGGAGACAGGGGUGGACCGGGAGAAAGAGGACAGGAUGGACCAAUUGGGCCAAAAGGAGAAAAGGGCGACAAGGGUGAAGUGGGAAGCAGGGGGCCGCCUGGCGCUCCAGGAAAUGUGGCAAAUGUCAUCCCUGAGCCUGGUGAACCUGGAACACCUGGAGAGAAGGGGGAAAAGGGCGAUCAAGGGAAACCAGGAGAGAUGGGUCCAAGAGGUUUACCUGGUGAACAAGGCUUUAAGGGACCACCUGGAGCAACGGGUCCAAAAGGUGACACUGGACCUACAGGAGAGACAGGACGUGUUGGAGACCCUGGUCCACCUGGCAUAGCUGGUCCUCAAGGUUCUCGUGGAUUACCAGGGAACGUUGGCAUCCCAGGGAUCAUUGGGCCUCCUGGUCCCGCUGGACAGAGAGGAGACAAGGGUGAUCCAGGUAAACCAGGACAAGCAGGUCCCACAGGCUCACCCGGAGAGCCUGGUUUGACUGGACCUCCUGGACCACCAGGGAAGGGGAAAGACGGGCAAAGUGGAGAACCAGGACCACAGGGAAUUCAAGGCCCCCCAGGGCUAAAGGGCCAACCAGGGUCACGAGGAGAUCCUGGGUCACCAGGGGAACGGGGUCCUGCAGGAGAAGGCAAAAUGGGACCACCGGGGCCUCCGGGAAAUAAGGGGGAUCCUGGACCUGCAGGCUUGAGGGGUGCUCAAGGAGUCGCCGGUCCUCAGGGCCCAGCAGGACAUAAUGGUAUACCGGGAAGACCGGGAGAGAAGGGAUCACCAGGAGAGCCUGGAAAGGCAGCAGACCUCUCUGACCUCAAUCUGAAGGAUGUUUGCUCAGACUGCCCUGCAGGUCCACCCGGACCACCCGGUCUCCCAGGAGUCCCGGGGGAUAAAGGACACCUGGGACCUCCAGGGAAAGAUGGUCAAGAUGGUUACCAAGGCCCGCCAGGACAAGCCGGACCUCAAGGGCCGCCUGGAGCUGACGGUGGAAAGGGUAUUAAAGGUGAUCGAGGACCUCCUGGAGGCCCGGGAGACAAAGGAGACAAGGGUCACCCAGGACCCCCUGGCCAUCCAGGUACUCCUGGCUUAAUGGGUACACCUGGUAGCGAUGGACAGCCUGGCCCUGUCGGUCCCCCGGGGCCCCCUGGAGAAAAGGGCAAGGAGGGUCUCAAAGGAAUCCAGGGACCACCGGGUCUUCCUGGUUUGAUUGGUGAGCCUGGAAAAAUGGGAAAGGAUGGCAGACCAGGUGAAACAGGAGAACCUGGCAAGCAAGGUGAACCUGGACCAGCAGGAAACCCUGGGCUCAGGGGACCCCCGGGCUUUAAAGGCCACAGAGGAGAACCUGGAGCUCCAGGACCUAAGGGAGAAGAUGGAAAGUCUGGAUUACCUGGACGUGAUGGCAAACCUGGAAAGGAGGGCUCUAUGGGACCUCCAGGCCGAGAAGGACUUAGUGGACCAAGAGGAGAGCCAGGCAAGCAAGGAGAACCAGGACCAUCAGGGAAAGCUGGUCUACCUGGAACUCCAGGUCUUAGGGGAGACAAGGGAGACGCCGGCAACCCAGGAUUACCAGGCUUUAGUGGGCCUAAAGGCCCCGCGGGUCCACCUGGUCCAGUAGGCCCAGAAGGAAAGCAGGGGAUGCCGGGCAGAGUUGGCGAUCGUGGCUUCAAAGGAGAUAAGGGAGACCCAGGUGUGAAGGGAGAUAAGGGACACGCAGGUGAUCCAGGUAUGCCCGGAAACCCUGGACCCCCAGGCAGAAAGGGCCACACAGGAAUGAUGGGCAUGUCAGGACCACCAGGAGAACUAGGACCUCCUGGGCCACAAGGACCUUCAGGAAACCCCGGUCUCCCAGGCCAAAAGGGAGAGUCAGUAUCACUGGAGCAGAUGAGACGGCUCAUCCAGGAGGAGCUGGCAAAACAAUUAGAUGCCAAAAUGGCUUACCUCAUGGCUCAGAUCCAGCCAGCCCAUGUGAAGAGUACAACGGGCCGUCCGGGACCUCCAGGCCCUCCAGGUAAAGACGGCAGUUCCGGACGACCUGGCCCCCCUGGAGAACCCGGUAUGCCUGGACAGAAUGGAGGAGAAGGACCCAGGGGACCCAUGGGCCCUAAAGGUGAGAAAGGAGCAAAAGGAGAAAAGGGAGAAACUGGUGUCGGUGACAGAGGAGAGCAAGGGCCGCCUGGCCCGAUAGGUCCAGCCGGUAUGCCUGGUUAUGGUAAAGACGGAAGCCCAGGACAAGCUGGAGCCCAGGGAGAGCCAGGAAACCCCGGCCCCCACGGUCAGCCUGGACCUCCAGGUCCUCCUGGCCAAUGUGACCCCACCCAGUGUGCCUACUACGCCAGCCUGGCACACAGACCCCACACCAAAAAUGUCAAGGGGACUUAAGAAAGAAGAGACACAAAGAGCUUGAAGUCCAGCUGUAUUUAUGAACUUGGUCGUGUCAGUCUGAAUCAAGAACUUUUCUUUUUCAAGAUAACCUCAGUAUGGAGGGCUGAAGCAAUAUGUGCUGCCGGUCAGAUUCUUUGUUUUGUGUGUUUUCGGUAUGAAGCUUGGGAUGGAUGGGGAUUGAGCACGAGGGGAUUUUUCAGAUUUAAUAUGGGGUAAAGAGGGCAGCUAAACAGUUUUUUCCUCACUUGCAUGCUUCCUGUAGAAUAUAUAGGGAGAUAACAUGGAUGGUGCACCCCAUCAGGAGAGAAGAUUUGGGAGUUUCAUAUUGUAUCAUCAGUAAUCAUCUCAAAAGUUCAGCUAGGCAUUUUCUUGCAGGACUAUGUCUCCACCACAGACCCCCCCCCCCCCCCCCCCCCCCCCCCUGGCCUCACACCAUUUUGCAUCAUUUACCAUUCACAGCCCACACUGUCUAGCAACAGAUGUCACUCUUAUGGCUCACUAAAUUCAUCUCUUGCUAGGGAUCUUCUACCAGUCUAUUAGUAAUUACUCAGUCAAGGGAAUUAUCUGUUUUAUUGUCAGUGAUGGGAGGGGGGAGGACAGGCAGUGUGAGGCACAAUCUCAAAUACCAAUAGUGAUUCUGUGUAGGAGGAGUGUUAAUGAGUAAGUGUGGGGAGUGAUGAAUUACCACAUUUGUGGCACUUGCACUUGCUUCUUGCCUCUAGCUUGUGGCACCAAGCUGGAGGGAAGGAGCAUUGUUCUUACUAUAUGCAGCCUUGUUUUGGAUAAUAUUGGCAACCCCAGAACUAGCAGAAAAAUAAAAGUACUUCAUUUUUUUAAGUUAUCCUUGAAACUAAUUGGAAUUUUGUUCUAUUUGUAGAAGUGAACGUGUCUGAUUUAUUUAGACAGAAAAAAAUUAAUUCUGUUUAUUUGCCUAAAUGCAACACAGUACCCAAAAUAUCAAUAAUUUUGUAUGAAUUUGUAUAAUUUUAAAAUCUAAUAUUUCUAAUUUUGAAUUGAAAUUCAUUAAAAAUGUGCAUGAAAAUCUGUCCAAAAUAGUAAUAACAACAAUGAUUUGUUCCAAACUCACCCACAGGAUGCCUAUUAAAACCAAGUCUAAAAAGAGAGAAGUCAAGACAGGAAGAAAUGUCAAUGUUCAGACUUUUACUUUUAUGUUUAAUGAAGUGGCUCUGGUCAUUCUCUCUUUGAGGUGUACAUAGACUUGAGGAGUAAACAGCUUUGAGGAGGUGGUAUAAUUGCCGCCUUUGUUCAUCUUUCUUGAAAAGCCCAACAUGUGUCACUUCCUUCCUUAUUAGUGCCUACGCUGUGGCAGUGUCUGGGCAGCUCGGCCCCGCUCUGAAAAGACAUUGCUGUUCAAAAUUGUUCCCUGGAAACUAAAAUUGGAGAGUUGCUUCCCUGCAUCCUGAUGCCCAGACCAUAGUGGUAACCAUUUGAAAGAUGUUUUGCCUUAUGUCCCUCAUGGACCAAUUACACUCACCCCAACCUCAGACGUGCUGGUCGUCUAGCACCUAUUAUAUAGCCUCCACUAAAGGCAUCACAUUUGUCUUCCUUUCAAAAACAUAAAGAAACACUUAAAUACAUACACAAGCAAAGGGGAAGAGGGGGAGCAAUUUUCAAGAAGAGAAUAGAGAGAUUUUAUGUGGGCUUGCCAAGACAUACAGUAUGACCACAGGUAAAAAAUUAUGACUAUAUGGGCCAGUCAUGCUUGUGGUAUCAAAUGGAAGAUCAUUUAUGAAGAUUGAGUUGUGGCUCUGACACAACUUAGUUUUGAAGAUGUGAAGAAAGCAGACUGCUAUUUCUUGGCUGCUCUGGAGGCAGGACUAAUUUGAUUUGUUGAGUCAAACCAAGGGUAUGUAAUUUUUGAAAAGGAAAACACGCAUUCUUUAUCUUAUAAAAGAAAUUUGGUAUACAGCUACAGCCCCUGGUCUAACCAGUAUCUUAUGGUGGAUGAUAUUAGCUAAUAUUUACCAUAAUUCAGCUAUUUUCACCUUUAGUCACAUGUGGACAGAAGUUCCAUAGUUCUAAAGUUACACGGGCUUGCUUCAAACUACUGUAGGCUAAUUGGUUCUUACAGACAGUUAACUGGCAGUAUAUGCCUUAGGCAAAGUGUGGUCUCAGAAGAGAAAACAUGAAAAUGACUUGCUUUUCAUUAAUUCAUGGCCAUGGUGUGAGGUUAGACAUUCAGCUGGCUGGACAUACGAGCUUGUGUUAAUGCCUAGCAAUUGCUGUAAAAUUAGCUGGUCAGCAAGGCUAACUAGCUGCUUUUUCAAUGUGACAUACUUAGCCAAGAAACCUGUAGAUGUUACAGUUCCUUUGAGGUUUAACUCCUGACCUCAGAGCAGCUCCUCCUCUGAGAAAUGUUCAUAUCAUCAAAACUACAUUGGCAAAUGUUUGCAGCUACAGUACAUUAUGGCUAAUUUCAUACAGGUUAUUGUAUGGUAGCUGCUUCUUUGUCAGUGGUUUAUUCUUGAACUAUCAAACCGUAUCAGUAUUGCCCCUUCUUGGUUUUGUAAAUGCUUGUUUCAGUCACCAGUAGACUAUGUGUUACAGGGUGGUAAGGAUGGUAAGUUGCUGCACAUAGCUUGAAAUUUUGUAAUGCAUAUAAGCCAAACAUCUUUCAUUAUUCAAGCUGUUAUUCAGCUGUUUUUGGUAAUUGAAAGAUAUUUUUAAGUUAUACUGCUAAAUUAUUCAUGAUUUGAACCAAUGCAAAAGUGUUGUAAUGCAUUAACUAAAAUAUAUUAACCCGUUUUGUUUUUUUUUUCCAUUUAUUCCUGAUGAAUUGGUGCUAAGAGAUUUUAAAUUAGUAGCAUAUUGAAAGUAUUGGAAAGACACAUGUACUGUACUGUAUAAUAAAGACUGGAACAGAUUCAUUUUAUAA